Molecule: messenger RNA, 2565 nt
Organism: Hermetia illucens (black soldier fly)
Lineage: Eukaryota; Metazoa; Arthropoda; Insecta; Diptera; Stratiomyidae
Gene: Oct-TyrR
Product: tyramine/octopamine receptor
Exons: 2
Coding region: 435-1880 (481 amino acids)
Biological process (GO): adenylate cyclase-activating adrenergic receptor signaling pathway
Cellular component (GO): membrane
Molecular function (GO): octopamine receptor activity
Source: RefSeq, a predicted model, not a curated record
AUACUUUCGAAUCACCGCUAAUCCGCGAGCAGAAAUUCUUGAACGAAGUUUUCCUUUUAUCAGUCGUUGAACCGCAAAGUUAAUCCCUAAUUCCUGUCAGCAUGGAACACUCAGCAUCGUUGUCACGAAUAAUUGAAAGUAAAAGCAUCCGCGGCUUUGAAGUUGGAAGUUCUUAUCUUCUGUUGCGAAUUCAAAAGUUAUAAAGACAAUCAAUUUACAUUUGAAUUUGGUGGAUACCUUUCAAAGAUUACAAAGUACUUUCUUAGCAUUCUGGAGAGAACGGAAAAGUUGAUGAGAAACUUUUCGUUGUUAAGCCAUUUGAUUCUGAUACUGAUUGCCAGCCCAAUGAGAUCAUACAAAAUGAAAAUCUCAUCAUCUCCUCCAUUGUGUUGCUGGUAGUGAGACACUCAUCGCCUUCCUAAGGAAAAUGCAAAAUGUACGCUUUGAUGUCAAAUGCCAGUUUAGCCGCCACUUCUGCAGGCGGUGAAGAAAACAUCUCCGUCGUUGUGGAUGGUUGCGGGAAUGCCGUGAACAAAGCAACACAUCCCAGCCACUUCGGGGUGCCAUUGGCUGUCCCAGAAUGGGAAGCUAUCGUCACAGCCCUUGUGCUGUCAAUUAUUAUAAUGCUCACGAUAAUUGGAAAUGUCCUUGUUAUCCUGAGUGUAUUCACAUAUAAACCGUUACGGAUCGUGCAAAACUUCUUCAUUGUAUCGCUCGCAGUAGCUGAUCUGACCGUUGCCAUCCUGGUAUUGCCGUUCAAUGUGGCCUACUCGAUACUGGGACGCUGGGAGUUUGGAAUACAUUUGUGUAAAAUGUGGCUGACUUGCGAUGUCCUGUGCUGUACGUCGUCAAUCCUGAAUUUAUGUGCAAUUGCGCUGGACCGCUACUGGGCAAUUACAGACCCAAUUAAUUACGCACAAAAACGAACUGUGGGACGUGUCCUGCUACUGAUUGCAGGCGUUUGGGUAUUGUCAUUAGUUAUAAGUUCGCCACCUUUGAUCGGGUGGAAUGACUGGCCUGAAGAAUUCUCCAAUGAGUAUCCGUGCCAACUGACGUCAAAUCAAGGAUACGUGAUUUAUUCGUCGUUAGGAUCCUUUUUUAUACCAUUAGCUAUAAUGACAAUUGUUUACAUCGAAAUCUACGUGGCAACCAGGCGAAGAUUGAGAGAGCGUGCCCGUGCGUCCCGCAUUAACGCAAUUACCUUGAAAAAUGCCAGCGGUGCAGGCGGCGGUGGGGGCAAGGAUAUAAUAAGCACACAACAAGACCAAGAAUCUGUGAGUAGUGAAACAAAUCACAACGAACCCCAAACAAAUUCCAAAGAAAUUGCGAAAAUCCGGGAAAAUCCUCCUACGCCAAAGAAAAAAAAUCGGCGACCAAAAAUCAAAGACUCACUGAAAGAGGAGCGGCAAAAGCAUCAAAACUCUGAGCGUUUGCUUCAGGCUCCACCACGAGAAGAUUCAAUUACGGAUAAUCCAGAAAACUCGUCGGACGGUCAGAAACCGAAUGGCGAUGGAUUAUCCUUAAACGAUGACAAGAAUACGAAAUUAUUGCUGUCCAACUCCACGAACCGCCAGUCGAUGAAAAAAGCAGCCGGGGUAUAUCAAUUUAUCGAGGAACGUCAAAAAAUCUCUCUGUCGAAGGAGCGACGCGCUGCCCGCACCCUGGGCAUCAUAAUGGGGGUGUUUGUUGUGUGCUGGCUUCCUUUCUUCCUAAUGUACGUCAUACUUCCAUUCUGUUCGUCCUGUUGUCCUACAGAUAAACUAAUUAACUUCAUUACGUGGCUUGGGUAUAUCAACUCCGGCCUUAAUCCCGUCAUCUAUACCAUAUUCAAUCUGGACUACAGACGGGCCUUUAAGAAACUUCUUGGCAUAAAAUGUUAGGAACUACAUACCAAGGCAUGCAAUCCGCUUGAUAUUCACAUGGUUGGAGGGUGGGUGAUUCAAUUACAAGUUGUAUCUCGAUUACCCAGCCGUAAUAGACUUGCACAGGAUGCGAGGAUACAAAAGACAGUUGCUCCUCUAAUUGAAAAGCACUUCCUUGAAUUGACGUAGGACUAGAGGACAUUAUUAUCAUUAAGAGCGUUCUUAGACGAACAAACGUUAUGGAGCCUAUGUUUAUUCUAAUGUAAAUAGUACUCAUAAAGGACUGUUCUACCAUACCAUAAAUACCAGUAAUUAUGUCUAGCCUAGCAUUAACUAGACUUACGCUGUAUACUUACAUAAAAUGUGUAUUAUUUAUGGAAUUCGUGUAUUUAAAGAAAACCAAAAGCAAGAAAGUGAUUGAAUAGUGAAACGAUAGUCAUAAGAAAAUUAAAAAGAUGGAGGCAACCUAGGCCCCUCUACGUUACGUUGUGUUUUAAAUAACGUUAAAUUCACCGAUGGUAGCAAAGAUUUACGAUAAGAUUAUUUAUUUAUUCUCGAAUUGUAAUAAGGGUUAAGAGAAAUGUAUUAAAUGAAUUAUUUUAAAUGAACUUUUAUUGAAUGAGCCCCGUAGGUAGAUAUUCUCUUAUUUUCUAUAUUCAAUAAAAAUGUUGGUUUUUGCAGAAAAAAAAUAUAUUUAAUUCGU